GACGAUGCGGCAAGACGAUUGGCUAAUUGGUUAUCAUUAAUGAACAGCAACCACCAAAUGUUCUUUAUUCCUUGGAAUAUCGGGAUGCAUUGGACGCUAGUGGUGGUUGCGCCAAAGAAAAUUAUCCAUUUAAACCCUCUAAAAGGCCGCCCAAUUCCCGAAGAAAUAGAACAAAUGAUCGGAAGGGCAUUCAUGUAUAUAGGGGACGCACAUCAGUAUCUUGGCCCGUGGCAAGGAAUUGCACAAGCAAACUGUCCAAGACAACCUAAAAGCCAAGAAUGCGGUUUUUAUGUUUUGAAAUAUAUGACUGACAUCGUCGCACGUGCCAACCCCAACCGUUACAUAGAAGAUCAAAAAGCUUUUGGGGGUAAGAAGCAAUACGAUCCAAAAACAGAAAUUUUACCACUACAGCGAAAGUGGAUCGAACAAUUGAUGGCGGUGAUUCACGGUGACGAUUGAGGUUCAAAGGUCGAAGAAUUUUUCUUCAUUAUGUAAUUUUUAUAGAUUAACUUGUAAUUAGAUUUAUUAACUUAUUAAUAUUUUUAACUAAUUUUACAUGUUUGUGUAAUAUUUAAUUAUUUUUAUGAAAUCAAAUUAUGUUUU
Cannabis sativa is the source of this 603-nucleotide messenger RNA. RefSeq lists its product as uncharacterized. The record is from RefSeq and is a predicted model, not a curated record. Gene Ontology annotation, molecular function: cysteine-type peptidase activity. The coding region runs from base 40 to 459 and encodes 139 amino acids. The transcript is spliced from 4 exons. NCBI's taxonomy places the organism in Eukaryota, Viridiplantae, Streptophyta, Magnoliopsida, Rosales, Cannabaceae. Gene Ontology annotation, biological process: proteolysis.